Pieris brassicae (large cabbage white) is the source of this 5551-nucleotide messenger RNA. RefSeq names its product protein mothers against dpp (gene Mad). Gene Ontology annotation, molecular function: RNA polymerase II cis-regulatory region sequence-specific DNA binding; I-SMAD binding; DNA-binding transcription factor activity, RNA polymerase II-specific. Lineage: Eukaryota; Metazoa; Arthropoda; Insecta; Lepidoptera; Pieridae. Gene Ontology annotation, cellular component: heteromeric SMAD protein complex. Gene Ontology annotation, biological process: transforming growth factor beta receptor signaling pathway; SMAD protein signal transduction; BMP signaling pathway. The coding region runs from base 224 to 1492 and encodes 422 amino acids. The record is from RefSeq and is a predicted model, not a curated record. The transcript is spliced from 3 exons.
AACUUUGCAAGUGUCACGCCGAUCCAUCAUAUUCAUCCAUCGCUAAUCGCAGUUCGUUACCUAUUUUGUGGUAUUGGUGAUUGUGAUUUACAGGCAUUGUGGGGAAUACCAAGUGAUUUCAUGCUAAUCGAUGGCUCUUUGAGGAAUUCCGUUGAUUACUGAAGGCGGUCAGCGCGUUCCCGCUAUUUCUGGUGACUCAUCGAGACUUCAUAAACUCGUCACUAUGGACACGGACGAUGGUGAAUCUUCAAGCAGCGGGCCUAUGUCCAGCUUAAAUAGCUUAUUUUCUUUCACAAGUCCCGCUGUGAAGAAAUUGCUUGGGUGGAAACAGGGCGAUGAAGAAGAAAAAUGGGCAGAGAAAGCCGUGGAUAGUCUGGUUAAGAAGUUGAAAAAACGAAAAGGUGCUAUUGAAGAAUUGGAGCGUGCUUUGUCGUGUCCUGGAACACCCUCAAAAUGUGUAACAAUUCCACGAUCAUUGGAUGGCAGAUUGCAGGUAUCCCACCGCAAAGGUCUACCACACGUGAUUUACUGCCGAGUGUGGAGAUGGCCAGACCUACAGAGCCACCACGAGUUGAAACCCCUAGAAAUCUGCCAGUAUCCCUUCAGCGCCAAACAGAAAGAGGUUUGCAUCAACCCAUACCACUACAAACGGGUCGAAAGUCCCGUACUACCUCCAGUCUUAGUUCCUCGACAUUCCGAGUUCGCCCCAGGUCAUUCAUUGUUACCUUUUCAAAGGACCACCGAACCGUCUAUGCCCCACAACGUGUCCUACUCGGGGUCAGGUUUCCCACCUUCGGCUUCAUCCGAAUUACCGGAUACACCUCCACCGGCUUAUUCCCCACCGUCCGAUGACUCCGAACCCCCCGGGGAAGUCGCUCCAGUUUCCUACCAGGAGCCUCUCUAUUGGGCCUCCGUCGCCUACUACGAGCUGAACUGCAGGGUCGGAGAAGUAUUCCACUGCAACUCGCACUCGGUCGUGGUAGAUGGAUUCACUGAUCCGUCGAACAAUAGCGAUCGGUUCUGCCUCGGCCAACUGAGCAAUGUGAAUAGGAAUUCGACUAUUGAAAACACGCGACGUCACAUAGGAAAAGGAGUUCAUUUGUACUACGUGGGCGGAGAAGUGUACGCGGAAUGUUUGUCGGACGCUGCGAUAUUUGUCCAAAGUCGGAACUGCAACCAUCAUCAUGGCUUCCACCCGUCCACAGUGUGUAAAAUCCCACCAGGCUGCUCGCUAAAGAUAUUCAACAAUCGUGAGUUCGCGCAAUUGCUCUCGCAGAGUGUUAAUCACGGUUUCGAAGCGGUGUACGAGCUGACGAAGAUGUGUACUAUCCGUAUGUCGUUCGUCAAGGGCUGGGGGGCGGAGUAUCAUAGGCAAGACGUGACAUCCACGCCCUGUUGGAUUGAAAUUCAUCUGCACGGUCCGCUCCAGUGGCUGGACAAAGUUCUCACUCAAAUGGGUUCCCCUCACAACGCGAUUUCGUCAGUGUCUUAGCCGAGUUAUAAUCUCACAAAUUAUCUGCAUUUUUUUUAUCGUGCCAUUUUCAAAAUUCCCAAAUCGUGAUGUCUCACUGUGUUGACAUCUCAAAUGUUAGACGUAUUAUAUCAUAUUUUUUAUAAAUCGUAGCUCAAAUUACGUGUCCAGGCUUAAGGAAUGUAACGUAAGUAUAUGUAUUAAUAUAAAGACAUACUAUAGUAAUGUUUAUACUCGGGAAUGUAUGACAAGAGAAGAUAUUAUUUGUGUAAAUAAAAUGUUCGCGAUGUUUUUUUUUUAAAUAGCUCAUGCUUUAUUUUUAUUACUGACAGGGUUACUAAAAAGAUCAAGUUCUCCGGUGUCAUGUACACACAUUAUAUUCCAAGUAAUAAUUUAAUUUGCGCUCCUUAAAAUAAAAUAAAAAAACCACAUUCAGCCUGCAUAUUAGAAAAAAGAAAUCGCAGGAAUAUAUGAAGUCUAGACUAAUGACGUAAAAACCGGAGUAGUUCCAAUAAUACCACAAAGGUUCCUCAAAAUCUGCAUAAACAUAUACUGUAAUUUAUGCUGAUAAUAUAAGGAACAAAGAUAUACGUUUUAUCUGACACUGUAGGCUUAUAUGUUAUUUUGAGCACAAUAUUAUAUUUUAAGUCGAUUUAUAAGCCAAUUCGGCAUGGACAGCGCGGCCCUAUUUAUCGGCUAAAGAAUUGUGAUUUGAUAUUUUUAAUUUGUAAAUAAUUUGGAUUUUUAAAUUAUGUUGGGGCCACGCACUUUAUUUGUAUGUUUAAUGUUAACUAUAGAUAGCUUACCACAGAUAUGGCGAAAUAUCGUGGUUAAAAUAGUUCCAAUAGUGUAGUACCCCUUUGUAAUAAAGGGCUAACAUGUUAUCUAGUGGUCUAUAAAAGACAAUAAUACUGUUAGUUUCUAUUUCGUGACUUAAACUCUUUCUGUAGCUCAUGUCUGAUCGUCGUAAGCUGGAACAUAUGUCCAGCGCCACUCUUUUUACAAUAUAAAAUUUGGUGCCGAUGUGUCUUGAUCGGUCCAUCUGGUUGGUGAACGCCCGUUCUUUGUGUUACAAACAGAACAGUUGUGAGCAGUUUCACCAAGUUCUCAUCGUCUGCGCGGUAUUAUUGGCUUUUAGAUGUAAAGCGGGCCAACGUUAUGACAACUAGCUAGGUUCUAGUAUUAUUCAAUGAAGCAAUGUCAAUACUGUAUGACGUUUGUCUUGUAGUCCAAAGACAAUGUAUCUGGUACAUUAUACGGCAGUUACGGAUUUUAUAAGAGUUAUACUAUCUCAUUAAAAUGUCCGUUAUUUUAAAAGACCCAAGAUGAAUCUUGAAUUUAGCUGAGACUCAAUUUGUUGCCCAAUAUUUGAGCAAAACGUUAAACGUUCUGUAGACCAUAAAAUUGUAUAUGUAUGUAAAAACUGUAUUCUGAAGUAUCUACAUUUUCUGGAUUAUGACAGUUGUUAUAUUAUUUGAAACGUUUUAUGAGUAAUAAGGCAAAUGAACCAAAGUAGAGUAAUUUCGACGUUUUAGCAGAGUUUGACGAUAAAUUUAGACGUUACAUGAAUUUUACUUUGUUUUUUUAAUUUAAAGGAACAAUAAGGCGCCGUUCAAGUAUUACUUAAGCAGAUUUAAGGCAUUUACUCAAACAUGCCCCCCCCUCAAAAAGUAAGCAAAGCUCUCAAAAAAUAAUAGUACAAAAAUGUAUUUUAAAGGAUUUCUACAAAAAAUUAUUGUGGGUAAUAUGUGUAAAAAAAUUAAUUAAUUACUGUUGACGUAAUCACCAAUUAAGUAAAUCAAGGAACCCCCUCGCCCCUAUAGUGCUUACGUAAUACUUGAACAGCCCCUAACAAGAAUGUUUUUAGAUAGCUCAAAUGAAAUUUCCUUAAAGUUCUAUGGGCAAAAGUUAAUACAGAGCUCAAAACAAUGCUAGGAACUCGUAAAUUGUAUGUUUUUAAAAUUCGUUUUAAAUCAAUACUAUUGUAUAACUUUAAACUACAUACUAAAUUAUGAAUAAAACUAUUGACAUUAUUACUAACAUAAAUUGAGGGUACAUUAAAAAUUACCAACGUGUAGGAAAUGUGAAUUUUCUAGUCGUUGGUAAUUUUUCGACUUUUUUUUUUGGACUUUCAUAUUUUACACAUUACAAAUAGGUGCAUUCGGCCAAAUCGGGACCGCCAACUAAAGAUUUUAUUGAUCUCAAUUUAAUAUAUAAGGUUUCUUUAGUUCCUACUAAAGAUUCUGGCGCGUCCCAAACUAAGAAUUAACUAGACAAUUGUGACAUACAGUGCCUUUACUUGGGAAGUUGUGUUUGUCUCCUUUUGUCGUAUUAUGAGGGAAAGAGAUGCAAUAUGCUCUAUGUAGAAGUUAAAUCUGCUUAGGUGUUGCUUAUAAGACCGCAAAGAAUAUUUUAACAAUCACUCAAUCGUGUGCCUAUACAAUAUAAAUUGUAUACCGUCCGUAAUGCCUAUUUGAAUUGUGUUAUAGCCUAUUCCAAUCGUUAUUUUAGUUAAUUUCUGCAUAUUUCAAGUUACAAAAUAGAGGGUAGUCUUGUCAUUCUGUACUAGUGAUAUAUAAUAAAAAAAAAUGUCUAAUUUAACUUAUUCAUUAAAAGAAUUUGUCUUGUGUGGAGAAUAAUUUCUAGACGUCGUUAUUGCGUUUUACACAUGUACAACGCCAUCUAUUGUCAUGAAUUUUGACAGAUGUAUUGUGACAUUAAUACUUUUAUUUAAUUACGCUAGGUUUAGACAAAUUGUAGAUUAAUAAGUAUCUUAAAGUAAAAAUUGGGAAAGGCUGCAACAUGAAGUAUUUUCAGAUAACAUAUGUUAACAAUAACCUAUUGAAGAUUUGAAGAUUUUAAUCUGUGCCUUGUGCAAGUCUAUCAUAAAUUCCCCGUCACAUUUAGUGCCUGCAAACUGACAGAAUGCCUUAUAAAUUGUAUAAAUUGUUUUAUAAAUUAAAUGAGUAACAUGGAGUGGAAAGGAAAGAUGUAAAAUGAAAAUUAUUAUUUUGAUAUUAAAAAGUUUAUGUAUUUAGAAUUUUAAAUACAAUGCUAGCUUGUAGGGAUUGCCUGACAACAGCGAUUCCGUUUACAAUAUUAUAUGUACUACGUAAAUCCAACUUUCAUACAAACAUUGAUAGGUUUAAUGACGUCUGGUUCAUUGGAAUCAUUGUAUUAUUUAUUAUAAAACUCUUUUCCAUUCGAAAUGUUAUUUAUGCAUUUUUUCACGUAACGAUUGUUUAUAUUUUCUGUAUUGGACUGUUAUACUUUCGUAUUAUUUUAUCGUAAAUGGCUGUACUCGGAGUUAAUUAUAUUAUUGGUUAAUACAAGUUAAAUAACUAAAGAAGGGUACAACUCCUCCUUUUAUCAACUUUAUAAUAAAAGACAAGAACUUUUUAAGUCAUUAAUAACUUAGAACCAUUAAUUCGUAUUUAAGGCCUUUGAGUACGGCCGUUAGAUGUAUGUUAUAGACAAAUAAAUACUGUUUCCUCUAAAUUAUGUUGGUGCUUCUGAAUUGUUUAUUGUAAAUAAAAUGUGAUUUUAAAAUAGAAGAUGUAACGAAAUUUUGUGUUAUAAGUCUAGUUAGGAGUUUUUUUUUUAGAUGUGUUUUAAAAUUACCGAUUACCGAUAAAAUGCUCAGUGAUUAUCGGUAAAUUUUUAAAGCGGUACUGUGUAACUCCCAAUAACGAUUGGAAUUUAAAUUGAGCCUAUACUAGGCGAUCUCAAGCUAGCAACAUUAUCACUACAGAUAUUUAAAUAAAUAUGGAAAUUGGGUACAAAAAAUCUAUAUAGAAGUCUUCGAUCGCUAUUGGUAAUUACUAAACAUAGAUGGUGUUAUUAUAAAUAUAAUGUACAGUGAUAAAAUAGGUGUACAAUUUGGCUGCAUGUAUUGUUUGGGCUCGUGUGGGAAAUUUAAGAAUCUUUUGUGUGAUUUUACUUUGUCUAGCUACAAAUGUUUGACACAAUCAGACAGGGUUAGUGUUACGCAUUUUUUAAGGAUAAGGAAUUAAAAGAUGCCAUUGUUCGUGUAACUUUUAUCAUAUUUUUCUCCGUAUAAUAAAGUUUUCUUUAUUUACA